This is a messenger RNA of Heterobasidion irregulare TC 32-1, 1161 nucleotides long. Its product is annotated as Lysophospholipase. The transcript is spliced from 5 exons. Gene Ontology annotation, cellular component: cytoplasm. NCBI's taxonomy places the organism in Eukaryota, Fungi, Basidiomycota, Agaricomycetes, Russulales, Bondarzewiaceae. The record is from RefSeq and is a predicted model, not a curated record. Gene Ontology annotation, molecular function: carboxylic ester hydrolase activity; palmitoyl-(protein) hydrolase activity. Bases 155 to 886 code for a protein of 243 amino acids. Gene Ontology annotation, biological process: protein depalmitoylation.
CGCCUCGACGGUCCGGUCCACUGACUCUGACUCCCGCCGCCUUUCCCUCCCAAUAAUAUUUAUCUCGCGCGAUUUCCAUCCGAUCCCACUGAUUCCGCGUCCCAAGCUCCCCUGCGCCUUCCUCGCACUUGGUGCACGCCGUAUUUUCUCCACAAUGGCUUCCCCGCCCCUCCUCGACGCCCUCGUCGUCCAGCCCGCCGCAAAGCACACCGCGACCGUCAUCUUCGUCCAUGGCUUGGGCGACUCCGGCCAUGGAUGGAGCCCCGUCGCAAACUCCUUCAAGACGGAUCCCGGCCUCCGCCAUGUUAAAUGGGUCUUGCCUCACUCACCUAGCAUCAAGGUCACCGCAAACAUGAACCUCGAAAUGCCCUCCUGGUUCGACAUCAUCGAGUUCGGCUUCAUGUCGGAGGAGGACGAGACGGGCAUGCUGCGGACCGUGCGCUCCAUCAACCAGCUCAUCACGGCCGAGAUCGACGCCGGCAUCCCCGCGGAGCGCAUCCUCCUCGGCGGCUUCAGCCAGGGCGCGGCGAUGAGCAUCCUCAUCGGCCUCACGAACGAGCGCAGGCUCGCCGGCGUCGUCGCGCUCAGCGGCUGGCUCCCGCUCCGGCACAAAUUCAAGUCGAUGGCGACGGAGCACGCGCGCGCGAUGCCGAUAUUCUGGGGCCACGGCACGCACGACCCACUCGUGAAGUACCAGUUCGGCGUGGACUCGGUCGAGUUCCUCAAGACGGACGUCGGGAUCGCGGCGACGACGCUCGCGGGCGCGGACGCGGCGGCGCUGCGCGGGAUCGCGUUCAACUCGUACAGCGGGCUCGGGCACUCUGCGAACGACAAGGAGCUGGCGGACCUGAAGGAGUGGCUGAAGAAGGUCGUGGCCGCCCCGUGAGAGGCGCGUGAGCGGGCGAGCAGCGGGCGGAUGAUGUGCUCGUGGUGGUGGUGAGGCAAAUCUGCGGAGGGUGGUGAGGGAUGGAGGGAUGUGAGUGCAUGUCGGACCCACAUUGGCUCCACUCCGUUGCCAUCAGUAGCCUGUGUCGCAGUUGCUGAUUCCAAACUUGUGGUAGGAUUCGUGUUCGUGCACGAUGUUAACGCAGCUCAACGCAAACGCACUUGUAUUCGGUAUCCAUUCACAAUCACUAUGUAAUCCAAUUCCUGGGUCUCUGG